Saccostrea cuccullata (small rock oyster) is the source of this 4574-nucleotide messenger RNA. RefSeq lists its product as uncharacterized. Gene Ontology annotation, molecular function: calcium ion binding. Lineage: Eukaryota; Metazoa; Mollusca; Bivalvia; Ostreida; Ostreidae. The transcript has 24 exons. The record is from RefSeq and is a predicted model, not a curated record. The coding region runs from base 24 to 4439 and encodes 1471 amino acids.
ACGUAAAAAAAGAUUCUCACAGAAUGAAAAGGGAAGCUGAAGAAAAUGGAAUUAAUGCUGGUAAAAUGAUAGAAAAUUCUCAACAGAGCAAAAAUGAAGGCAUUCAAAUGGUAGGAGUUGGUGCAGCUAUAGGAAGUGUUUUAGGUCCAGUUGGAACUGUUGUCGGAGGAAUAGUUGGAGGAAUUUUCUGCAUAUUUUUAUGUCAUCACGAUAAUCGACCACCACCCAAUCAAAUGCCGAAGUUUACUUUCUGUCCAAAAAGCGGAGAUGAAAUAUUUGCCGAUGAUGGACAAGACGCAAAAAUAUAUUCCUGGACUCUACCAAAAGCAGCAGAUCCAGAAGAUGGAAAUUUAGAGGUACAUUUAAGGCAAGGGAGUCCUCCCGGAAAAAAGUUUCCUCGUGGAGAACACACGAUUAUAUAUGAAGCAACGGAUAAGAACGGUGCUCUGGCAUCUUGCUAUUUCAGCUUUACCGUGAAAGUUUUGACAUGUGAGUUUCCUCAAUGGCCCUUGAACGGCUUCAUUCGAUGCAACAAACCAGAAAUAACAGCAGGUACAACAUGCAGAGUUGGUUGCUAUCCUGGAUUCCAAAUGGCUCCUAAUACACCAGAAAUAAAGUGUGUGUCAGCAAACAAAAAAGCUUCUUUUGAUGCAACUGUUCCCUCGUGUCAAGAAAUAACUUGUCCGGUAAAUGUGACAGAAAUGAAACCGCAACACGGCAUGGCUUUGUGUACCAACAAUCGUCAUAAAUAUGACAGUGCUUGUACCACACAGUGCGAAAAGGGAUACAGUCUAACGACAAUGAUGCUUUCUGUGUGUCAAAAAGAUAGAACAUGGUCCACUAAACUACCGGAUUGCGAAGACUCAGAUCCGCCAGAAAUUAAAAGAUGUCCUAGCACUAUUUACGCCUAUACAGAUCGUAAUAGAAAAAGUGCAACCGUCACUUGGAAGGAACCAACAGUUGUUGACAACUCGAACAAAACAACACUUGAGCGCACAGUUGGACUAGCACCCGGAUCCACUUUCAGAGUUGGAUUGACAGAAAUACGAUACAAGGCCACAGACGCUAGUGGGAAUGAGUCUCCAGAAUGUAUUUUCUUUGUCGCAGUAGAAGAAUUGAGGUGUGCUCCACCAUUAAUAAUAGACAAAUACAUGUUAUACCAGUGUCCAGAUGGGUUUACCUAUGGAGCCAAGUGCCAUCUUCACUGCAUGGGCAGAUUUCCUCUGGUAGGAAAUGAAACAAUUGUAUGUGAGAAAAAUUCGACUACUGUCCAACCAUACGGCUACUGGGACAAAGGCGGAGUUGAGCCCUACUGCAAACGUAUACCUUGUCGAGACUUACCAGCUCCCAUUAAUGGAGCAAUGUCCUGCGAUACGUGGAUGUUUGGACGUCAGUGCCAAAUGCAGUGCUCUGACAAGUAUGACAUACCUGCAUUGGGCUCCAGUACAUUUAAUGGGGUGUUCACAUGUUCAGAAAAGCAAGGGGUUUUUAUGCCCAGUAAUACUGUUCCAAAUUGCACUGAGCUUAGACUUCCAGGACAUAUAGAAACGCUUGGUGAGUUUUUCUAUUACACCGGAAGUUGUGGUGAUGGAAAGGUAAUGGAGCAAAUCAAAAGCAAUUUCAUAAAGCAGAUGGAAUUUCUUGAGAAAAACGGAUUUGCUGGUGUUUGCUCUGACUCCAAUGAGUGUAACGUUGGCAAUGUCUCCGUAACUUGUGGACCAAGUUCCUCAAGAAAACGAAGAGCUGUAGAUUUUGAGGAAAACGUCGACCGUUUAAGAAGAUCGGGCAGUGAAAUACGUGUAGAAAUAAAAUUAUCUUCUGUUUGGAAAAAUUCCAAUUCAACAAGAGCCGAUUCCCUACAGUUUGCUAAACAAAUUCAAAAGAAAAUGUUUGACAAAGUACAAGAACUCGGCAAUGAUGGAAAGUUAACAGUGAAUGGAAUCGCCCCAGAUUCUGGAAGUUUUGUUCUUGGCUUUACCGCUCCAGUGUGCCCCCCGGGAUUAGCUAUUCGUUUGACAACUCUAACUUGUGCUCCCUGUGCAAAGGGAUCAUACUUAACUGAAGACCACAGAAAAAGACCGGUUUGCACGUCUUGCCCAAAAGGAUUCUUUAAAGAGGACGAAUUUGAGUUGCAAUGUGCAAAAUGUCCAGAGGGCACAGGCACAGUUGAAGAAGGAAGCACGUAUUCAACAGACUGCAUAGACACAUGUCAACCUGGAGAAUACUCCGAAACUGGACUAUUUCCUUGCACGCCUUGUGAAAAAUCCUCGUUUCAAAAUGCAUCGAUGUCAACAAGUUGUGUUCAGUGUCCAACAGACUUGACAACGGCAUUUAGAGGAAGCACAGAUGAAUAUAACUGCACCAAUUUUGAUGUAUUAUUAAAACAACGUGGAAGUAGGAUUGACGUUAAAAAGCCGUCUAAGUCAACUGCGCCUCUUGGCAUAACUAUAAUGACUUGGCUGAAAUCACCAUCAAGUAAUAUAGACCUCACACUGUAUCAUUCCCGAAGUUUAGGCAUAAGAAUUCAAGACAAAAUCAUCAUGGAGAAAGCGUCUUUAAGAAACUGGAUAGCCACAGACGUAUCGUUACAAAAUGGUACAUGGGUACAUAUUGCAAUAGUCAUACAGAAAACUCAGCCUGUUGCAACUGUGUUUAUAAAUGGUAAAGAAGAAUUUGCCUCCCAGGGUGGCUUCUCUAUUUCUGAUGCCGACAUACAAUCAGGAUUAGAAGACGUUAACAUACUUCUCAAUUCAAACACAGAAUCAGGUGUUUCCCUGUCUGGGUAUCAAGUCGUGUCUCAACCAUUACCCAGCGGACAAAUUAUCCAAUCAGCCAAGACAUGUCAUGCCAAGUCAGCCACAUCAUUCAUCAGUAUGGAGGAUAUGAAAAAUUUAACUAAGGGAGAUGUAGAAAUUAUAGUUCCAAGUCAAUGCGAUGAUAUAAAUGAAUGUGAAAACGACCCUUGCCAUGGACAUCAAUGUGUUGAUAGAGUAAAGGGGUAUGCUUGCCAAUGCAGUAAUGGUUACCAUGGCAAAAACUGCGAAAUAAAACCCGAUUUAUGCAAGCAUCAGCCUUGUAAAAAUGGUGCUACCUGUGCAAAUACAGACCAAGGAAACUACACGUGUUUUUGCAUUCAUGGCUUUAAAGGAAUAAGAUGCGAAAAGAAAAUAGUGAACGGGGGAUGGAGUUCGUGGAGCCAGUUUUCAGAGUGUUCCGUUUCUUGCAAUGGUGGAACGAAAGUCCGUACUAGAGUGUGUAAUAGCCCUUCUCCUGAUCCCGAAGGAAUGCCUUGCAAUGCCUCUGAUGCUAUAGAGCAUGUGUCUUGUAAUACAGAAAAAUGUCCCUCUUGUUCACAUCUACGGAGAAGCUUUGGAAAUGUUCCUCAUUGCCGGGAUACAUCUGAUGGUCAUAAGGUAUGCACAGUCACUUGCAGACUGGGGUAUGCCUUUGUUCCCGGACACAUUCCGUUACCCGAGUAUGUUUGUGGGAGGAACACCUCAUAUAAAUGGACGGGUGAACCUCCUGCUUGUGGAAGGGUUGACGUUCCUGAACAGAUUUCCACAAUAACUAUAGUGUCCUAUAAAGAUCCAAUAGCAUGUGACGAAGCAUCCAAAGCUUCAGUGAAUCUCAAAGAGAAACUGGAAACAUCCGUACAGUGUGCAAAAAACAAAACAUGCAUUGUAUCUGUGGAGGCAAAGGAGUGCUCCUCAACUAACAGAAAGAAAAGGGCAGCAUCUACUCAGUCUCAAGAAGUUACGUUAACCACACCUAUUGGUGAAAAAAUUGACGUUCAGAACAUUGCUCAAACACAACAAACAAACGAUGCAGCCAAAAAAUACAUCAUUAGUGUCUCGGAGCUUGAAUAUUCUGUACAACAACUGAACACAUCGAACGACAUGUUGAAUCUGAUUGUUGAUGGAAAGAUAUAUAUUGCUACUGGUAAAACUACCAGAUCAACGAUCCAUUGCCCAGAUGGUCAGGGAAGAGUACUAUUUUUCUGUGCGGACUGUCCUCAGGGAACACAUUCUUCCUCUGGAAAAUGUAUUCUGUGUAACCUGGGAACUUACCAGGAUGAAGCUGGUCAGACAACUUGUAAGCAAUGUCCACUAGGAACUACUACUAACUAUGUUGGAAGCCAAAGCCAGCUAGACUGCAUUGUGAAGAAAAAAUCGACAGAAAAGAAAAAAUCAUCCCAACAUAACCAUGAUGGAAGUCAAACGUUGAUAAUUAUUGCCACUACCCUAAGUUUGCUAAUUUUCUGUGGAUUCUCCAUUGGUGUUGGUAUAUAUGGAUACAAAAGAUAUCAAAGAUACAGACUGAGAAACAACCAGAAAAUGAACGGAAGUUGGGCAUCUUUAAGUAUGGUGUCUCCGAGCGAAUUCAGUGCUCGUGAUUAUGUUCCACCAUUAAUGGAAUCCAAACCGAAGUUAACAAUGUGAAAUGAAUUCGGAUGUAUAAAUAAUAUGCUGCUGAAAAUUAUAUUUAUUGUUUAGAAUAACAUUGGAAGUGAUUAUGUUUGAUUUGUUUGUGUGUUUUUUAGACUUGGAAUAUUAAAAUUCCUCGUGUGAUGUAAA